CAAACGUACACGGCCUCUCGGCAGUGUCGCACCAGCAGCAGCUACAGCAACAACAAAAACGUCGACGGCGACCACACGGUACCACCAACUCACCGUUCUCGUCCAAAGACCAUCAAAAUAUCAAAUAUAAUCUCGAUCGCGAUUUUCCCGCUCACUGUUACGACGACUUUUGCGCGUCGACGCCACACGAAAUUACGACCGAACCGUAUCUAUUUCGUCGGUACCUAUUCAAUUUUUUUCAAUAAAAUUUCACUUGAAUCUGCAACGGUCGCGUGAACGACAAUAAUACUAUAACUAGAGAUACGUGUUUAUAAAUUGUUGCGUCGGGCGCUUUCGAUCGGAUUUUAUCAGCCGCAGCGUCACCGUCAGCAGCCGAUCGCAGACCUCUCCGCUCGUCUUGCCGAUACGUACGCCACAUACCGGCAGAGAGCGCGGUUCGCGCAAUCCGACGACGACUACGACCACCACCUCCACCAUAGCCGCCGACCGACAGACCGACCGAGCGACGAGAUAAACGUCUAUCGACGUCCUUUUUUUAACAAAAUAAUAAUAAUAAUAUAAUAUAAUAUUAUUGAAUACACCUACCUAUAUAAUAUUAUUAUUAUCUGUUUCGUACCUCGAAAUCUCGUAGUCAUAUCGUACACACGCACAGGCACGCGCGUACACCCGCACACCGCUCACCGACAUUAGCGCACGCGCACGCUCACACCCGCGAAACCGGUAUGUCAGCUGUGGCAGCGGUGGCGGCGGCGGCACCGACCGCGACGGACGACCCGGACGGAUACGAAGCCGGCAGUCAGGAGGACGACAUGGGAGCCGCCGAACGGGAUUUGGCCGAGGACGCGCGCUGGAAGCUCAUCCAGCAGAACACGUUCACACGAUGGGCCAACGAGCACUUGAAGACGGCCGGCAAGGCCAUCGGCAACCUGGAAACGGACCUGGGAGACGGGCUCCGGUUGAUCGCUCUCAUCGAAGUGCUCAGCGGCAAGCGGCUGCCCAAGCACAACAAACGGCCCACGUUCCGGUCGCAGAAGCUGGAGAACGUGUCCGUGGCGCUCAAAUUCCUCGACGACGAGAACAUAAAACUAGUCAAUAUCGAUUCUUCCGAUAUUGUUGAUUGUAAAUUGAAAUUGAUUUUGGGAUUAAUAUGGACAUUGAUUUUACAUUACUCUAUAUCGAUGCCAAUGUGGGAUGGCGAAUUUGGUGGCGAGCAAGUACCAAACGAAAAAGGAGCAACACCGAAACAAAGAUUGCUGAACUGGAUCCAGAGUAAGGUUCCCGAUAUACCGAUUUCGAAUUUCACUACAGACUGGAACGACGGAAAGGCCGUUGGCGCUUUGGUCGAUGCCGUAGCUCCGGGCUUAUGUCCGGAUUGGCAGGACUGGAAAUCCAACAACGCACUUAAAAAUGCAUCGGAGGCCAUGGGCUUGGCUGACGAUUGGCUUAACAUCAAACAACUCAUCAAACCUGAAGAAUUGGUCAGCCCCAACAUGGACGAACAAUCCAUGAUGACCUAUUUGUCUCAGUACCCGAACGCAAAGUUGAAACAAGGAGCACCGAUUAGAUCGAAAACCAACCCGAGCCGCGUUCGCGUUUAUGGUCCCGGAAUCGAACCUUCUGGACCGGCCGUGGGAGCCAAAACGAAUUUCACCGUUGAAACGUUUUCCGCCGGAAAAGGCACAGUCAACGUGUCUGUGGAAAACCCCAAAGGAAAAGCUGAACCGGUUGAUCUGGUUUUCAACAACGACCGAAGUCAAACUUACACGGCCACGUACAAACCGGUCGUCGAAGGACCGCAUAAAGUGCACGUGAACUUCUCCGGGGUACCGACUCCGAAAUCUCCAUAUCACGUUAAUGUGGAUGCGUCGGCUGGUGAUCCAAACAAAGUAAAUGUCUUCGGGCCUGGUAUACAGCCCGAAGGCGUGUUCACGAACCGACCCACUUAUUUCGAAAUCCAUACGAAAGAUGCCGGAAAAGGUGUUCCCGAGGUGAUAAUUCUCGAUCCUGCUGGCCGAGAGAACACGAUACCGGUGAAACUCAAGAAAGAACCUAACGGAGUGUAUAUAUGCGAUUACACGCCGGUCGUCCAGGGAGUGCACUCUGUCAAUGUUUUCUUCGCAAAUCAACCUGUGCCACUAAGCCCAUUUGCUGUCGGCAUAUCGAAUGCAUCUGACGCUAAACGCGUAAGAGCCUUUGGACGAGGUAUACAACCGCAUGGCCUUAGAGUCCAAGAUGAAGCCAAGUUCAAAAUUGUCACCGAGGGAGCAGGCGAAGGCGUUCCAGAUGUGAACGUAAUCGGACCGGGUGGAGUCAAAGAACCCGUAAACAUGAAAAAACUCGACGCACACACGUAUGAAGCAACGUACUAUCCGAGGAAAGUCGGCCGGCACGUUGUGAUGGUGACGUUUGGAGGGGUGGAAAUCCCUAAAGCACCGUUCGAAGUGCACGUCAACCCAUUCAAGGAGACUUUGAUUCGUGCUUACGGACCUGGACUUACCGGAGGCGUAGUUUCGCAUCCGGCGAUGUUCACUGUCGAAACCAACGGAGAAACCGGUUCGCUAGGAUUCAGUAUCGAAGGGCCAUCAAAGGCGAAAAUCGAUUGCCACGACAACGGCGACGGAUCAGCGGACGUCAGGUACUAUCCUAUGGCGCCAGGAGAGUAUGCCGUGCAUAUAUUAUGUGAUAACGAGGACAUACCUAAGUCACCCUACAUGGCCAACGUUGUGCCCAGUUCGGAUAUCUAUCCCGACAAGGUGAACUGUUACGGCAGUGGACUGCAACCGAAUGGUGUCAUACAAGGGAAACCGGCUGAAUUCGUGGUGGACACGAAAAAGGCUGGAGUAGCUCCACUUGACGUAAAGGUCAUUGAUUCGAGUGGCAACUUUGUAGAACCCGUGUUGAAAGACAAUAAAGACGGUACAUUUUCUUGCAAAUACGUCCCGAAGUCGAUCGGCAAACACACGUUACAGGUCAGUUAUGGAGGCGUCGCUGUACCAAAAAGUCCGUUCCGCGUGUUCGUGUCACAGCCGUUGAACGCGAAUAAAGUACAAAUAUUUGGACCCGGUAUCGAAUCCGGCGUCAAGACCAACAAACCCAAUCAUUUCACCAUCGAUUGUUCCGAUGCCGGAAUCGGUGAGCUGAACGUGAAUCUGGUAAACGAUAAAGGAGUCAACGUGCCAUUGCAGGUCAACGAUAACGAAGACGGUUCGUUCCUCAUUGACUACGUCCCGACCAACUCGGGCGUUCACAAAUUGAAUUGCACUUACGGUGGAGUCAAGGUGCCUGAUUGCCCGAUCAAGAUCAACGUACAGUCUCCGGUAGACUUGUCCAAAGUCAAAGUGGAUGGUCUCGAAACGCUGGCUCCGGUCAACAGUCUGCAGCAGUUCCGAGUGAUGACGCGGGAAGCCGGUAGGGCGGAAUUCGCGGUGGUGAUCACAGGCCCGUCCGGUGGUUCGGUGACGGCGCACGUGGUGCCCGUCGCCGACGGUUAUGUGGUGAACUUCACGCCGACCGAGGUGGGCGAGUACCGACUGAGCGUGACUCUGGGUGGCGAACAGGCGGGCCGGCCGUACCGUAUGACGUGCACGCGGGCCAGCGACCCGGGCAAGGUGACGGCCCAUGGGCCGGGCCUGGCCGGUGGCCCGGUCAACCGGCCUGCCGAGUUCACCAUCGACACGAAACGCGCUGGCCAGGGAGGCCUGGGCGUGACGGUCGAGGGCCCGUGCGAGGCGGCCAUCAAUUGCCGGGAUAACGGGGACGGCACGUGCUCGGUGGCGUACAUGCCCGUCGAGGCCGGCCACUACGUCGUCAAUAUCACAUUCGAUGACCACCCGAUUCCUGGGUCGCCGUUCAACGCGCUGGUCGGUGGCCGGGCGGCCGGCGAUGCGCCGCGGCCGCCCAACAACGUCAAGGCGUCCGGCAACGGUCUGCUGGCCAAUGGCGUUUUAUUGGGAUCACCAACUGACUUCUCCGUGGAUUCACGAGCUGUUGCCAAGUACGGCCAAGGGGUGGUUACGUGUACGGUAACUAAUCCAUCUGGUACCAGGACAGAAACGUUCAUAACGCCUCAAAGCGACGGAACAUAUAAAAUCAGUUACACCCCGUUCGAAGCAGGACCACAUACCAUCGACAUUUAUUACGACGGCGUCCCCAUAGUCGGUUCACCGUUUUCUGUGAACGUGAGACGAGGAACUGACGCGAGCAAGUGCAGAGCUUUUGGACCGGGUGUGAGCCAUGGAAUUAUCCACAAAGUCAACACUUUCACCGUCGAAACAAAAGGAGCUGGCACUGGUAGCUUAGGUUUGGCCAUCGAAGGACCUUCUGAGGCGAAAAUGACGUGCGUUGACAAUCGCGAUGGUUCGUGUACGAUCGAAUACACGCCUACAGAAUCUGGUGUUUACGAUGUGAGCAUUCAGUUUGCUGAAACACACAUUCCCGGAUCACCGUUUAAGGUCCAAGUCGAUCGUCCUGAUCGCCCUGCAACCGUAAAUGACAUCAAGGUGAGCGGGCCAGGCAUCAAUCCAAAAUAUAUCAGGGCCAACACGCCCAUCACGUUCAAAGUGGACGCUUCGAAGUCUGCUAAAGGACACGUAGACGUGAAAAUGGGAAACGACAAAGGUGUGUUACAAUCCAAACAACCAAUUAUUCGAGACAAUGAAGACGGUACCUAUGAUGUUACCUACACUCCUAAUCCAGAAGGCGCUGAACUUGUGGCCAACGUAUUGUACAACGGACAUCAUGUACCGAAUAGUCCUUUCAAGUUCAGAGUUCGACCUAAGUUCGAAUUGGAUAAAAUCAAGAUCGAAGGCCCCGGCGUUUCCGACUCUCGAGGUAUCAAGGCUUCUGUUCCCACGUAUUUCGUCGUGGACGCUACUGAUGCUGGUUCCGGAAAAUUGGACUUGAGAAUUAUGGGACCGGAUGGUUUUCCCAGGCAGGUGGACAUCGAAAAGAAGGACAAUAUAUAUAAAAUCAAGUAUACUCCGGAUGACUGCGGUCGGUACACGAUCGAAGCACUAUAUGACGGCAAACCAUUACCGCAAUCUCCGAUUCAAGUACAGGCGUACUCCACUGGAAAUGUCACCGAAGAUACGGUCGGGGUAAAACGGUUGCCCAGAGACUUUGCCGAGCAACUGCGCUUCGACGAGUACGCGCAACAGACGAUCACCACUACCUCCAAGACCACCUCCACCACCACCGACGAGUAUAGGCCCGUGGCAUUGGACAAGAUACCGGUACCUUCGUGCGGUGGACAUUUGACAGCUGAUAUUGCGAUGCCGAGCGGUAAACGAGACCAACCGUCCGUCGAGGAUAAUCACGAUGGAACAGUUUCUCUUAAAUACGAUCCCAAGGAAGAGGGCUUGCAUGAGUUGUUCGUUAAGUACAACGGAGAAAACGUUCAAGGUUCGCCAUUCAAAUUCCACGUCGACUCCAUCACCAGCGGCCACAUCACAGCUUACGGGCCGGGGCUCAUGCACGGCGUCAGCGGAGAACCGUCCGACUUCACCAUAUACACGAAAGGAGCCGGAGCCGGCGGUCUUUCGUUGGCUGUUGAAGGUCCCAGUAAAGCGGACAUCAGUUGUCACGAUAACAAGGACGGUACGGUGUCUGUCACUUACCUGCCGACGGCACCCGGCGAAUACAGGAUUUCCGUCAAGUUUGAAGACAAGCACAUCAAAGGAAGCCCGUACAAUACAAAAGUCACAGGCGAGGGCCGGAAGAGGAACCAGAUAUCCGUGGGCUCAUGCAGCGAGGUGUCGUUGCCCGGCAAAGUGCUGGACAAAGACUUCCGGCUAUUGAACGCGUCGAUCCAAGCCCCAAGUGGUCUGGAAGAACCUUGUUUCUUGAAACGCCUGGUAAACGGCAACUUGGGUAUUUCGUUCACGCCUAGAGAGAUUGGCCAGCACGUAGUGUCCGUGAAAAGAAUGGGCCAGCAUAUCGUCAACUCGCCGUUCAAGAUAACCGUGGGCGAGCGAGAAGUCGGUGAUGCAAAAAAGGUGAAAGUCACCGGCAACGGACUGAAAGAAGGCAAAACGCACGUGGAGAAUUUGUUCACAGUGGACACGAGGAGCGCUGGUUAUGGUGGAUUAUCGCUUUCCAUUGAAGGCCCGAGCAAAGCAGAGAUCCAGUGUAAGGACAAUGAAGACGGUACAUUGACCAUAUCAUAUAGGCCCACGGAACCGGGAUACUAUAUCGUGAAUCUGAAGUUCGCCGACCAUCACGUUGACGGUUCACCGUUCACUGUUAAAGUCACCGGCGAAGGAAGCAACUGUCAGCGUGAGAAGAUUGAGCGAAGGCGGGAAGCCGUACCUCUCACAGAAGUGGGUAGCAACUGCAAACUCACGUUCAAGAUGCCAGGUGUGUUGCCAUAUGAUUUGUCGUCGACGGUGACAUCGCCAUGUGGCAUCACGGAAGACGCCGAAAUCAACGAAAUCGAAGACGGUCUCUACGCUGUACAUUUUGUCCCGAAGGAAUUGGGCGUUCACACGGUGUCGGUCCGGUACAAGGAAGUCCACAUACCGGGAUCGCCGUUCCAAUUUACCGUCGGUCCUAUGAGCGAUGGUGGAGCUCACCGCGUACACGCUGGAGGUUCUGGUUUGGAACGUGGAGAACAAGGACAGCCAUGCGAGUUUAACGUGUGGACCAGAGAGGCCGGUCCGGGCUCACUAGCCAUAUCGGUUGAAGGUCCUAGCAAGGCAGAAAUCGAUUUCAAAGACCGCAAGGACGGCUCAUGUUAUGUCAGUUACGUCGUAGGCGAACCAGGAGAAUAUCGAAUUGGUAUUAAGUUUAACGACCAGCACAUACCGGACUCACCAUACAAGCUGUUUAUGUCACCAGCAAUGGGUGACGCGCACAAGCUUGAAGUGGCGCAAUUCCCGACGUCGGGAGUCCAAGCCGAUUACCCAGCUCAAUUCAUGGUUCGUAAGAACGGCGCUGUCGGUCAACUCGAUGCCAAGGUGGUGUCACCGUCCGGUGCGGAAGACGACUGUUUCAUCCAAUCAAUCGAUCAAGACAUGUACUCUGUCCGUUUCAUGCCCCGCGAUAAUGGCGUUCACAACAUACACGUCAAGUUCAACGGGGUUCACAUUCCAGGAUCACCGUACCGCCUGAAGGUUGGCAAAGGAGACGCCGACCCUGCUGCCGUGCACGCCACGGGCAGUGGUCUGGGAGACGUCAAGACAGGACACAAAACGGAUUUCAUUGUGGACACUUGCAACGCGGGUGCCGGUACAUUGGCUGUAACCAUUGACGGACCAAGUAAGGUUUCGAUGGACUGUACCGAAGUCGAAGAAGGCUACAAAGUCAGGUAUACGCCGCUAGUGCCAGGCGAAUAUUACAUCAGUUUGAAAUACAACGGAUAUCAUAUUGUUGGUUCGCCGUUCAAAGUCACUUGUACUGGUGAGGAUUUGGCUGAGCGCGGGCCACAAGAAACUAGCUCGGUGGUUGUGGAAACCGUACACAAAGUGUCUAAAGCUCACAAGGGUGGGGCUGGUGUCGUUCUGCCGCACUUUAAGUCAAAUGCUACACUCGUCACCAGCAAAGGAAUGGGUUUGAAGAAAGCGUAUGUGGGAAAACAAAAUCUGUUCAGCAUAAGCGCUUCUGACGCCGGUAACAAUAUAUUAUUCGUUGGUAUUUACGGACCCAAGGGACCGUGUGAAGAGAUAUUUAUCAAACACAUGAAACAGAACAACUACCAAGUGAGCUAUAUCGUCCGAGAACGUGGCGAAUACAUUCUACUGGUCAAGUGGGGCGAUGAUCACAUACCCGGCUCACCAUUCAAAAUCGAUACUUAAAUCUAAUGAAAAAAAAAAAAUAAUAAUAAAAAAUCCAAUGGUUCGAAGCUAGAAGACAUCUAGUGUACUCGUAUCAUUAUCAUUACCAUAAUCAAAAAAAUAAGAAGAAACGCGCAACAGGUGUCCGUCUGUCGGGAUAAAAAUACGGCUCUACCAGAUUUAUGCUGUAAUUAUUUAUUAUUUCUCUCUUCCGAUUUUAUAUUGUCAUUUACUUGUAUUACCUACUACAAAAGGAAAAAAAACAGUUUAAUUUUUAGCUAAUAAUAAUUAUUUACUUUUAUUCGAAUUUUAAAUCUUACAUUAUUUAUUUUAUAUACUACUCAUCGUGACUAUAUAUUACAUAAAUGUUAUAAUGUUUGUUAUUCAGAAUAUUAAUCAUUUAAUUAAUUUAUAUUAUAUUAUUAUUAUUAUUCAACAUUGUAAUAAGUUUGUGGUCAACGAAACGUUCCGUAAAAUGUAAUAUUGAUUUGCCUGAAAUAUAAUUAUCUAAUAUUAUAUACAUAUACCUACUUCGAAAUAGUCAAUAGCGUUCGUCGUCUAACCAAUUAUUAAACAAAGUUCAGUGUGUUAUAAGGUAUACUUAACUUAUGGCUAACCACUUCGUAUCUUCGUUAUUUGUACUGAUUCAAUAUGAUUUUAUACAAUAUACAUCAAUAUUAUAUCUAAAUAUAUUUAUACAAAAUGGGAUGCCUGUAAAUAAAGAUUAUAUAUCAUUACGUUA
Messenger RNA from Acyrthosiphon pisum (pea aphid), 8511 nucleotides. It is a transcript of the gene cher, whose product is annotated as filamin A protein cher. The transcript is spliced from 38 exons. Lineage: Eukaryota; Metazoa; Arthropoda; Insecta; Hemiptera; Aphididae. Gene Ontology annotation, molecular function: actin filament binding. The record is from RefSeq and is a predicted model, not a curated record. The coding region runs from base 723 to 7790 and encodes 2355 amino acids. Gene Ontology annotation, biological process: actin cytoskeleton organization.